This is a messenger RNA of Pseudocercospora fijiensis CIRAD86, 1674 nucleotides long. RefSeq lists its product as uncharacterized. The annotation marks the transcript as partial. Lineage: Eukaryota; Fungi; Ascomycota; Dothideomycetes; Mycosphaerellales; Mycosphaerellaceae. The transcript has a single exon. The record is from RefSeq and is a predicted model, not a curated record.
GAUGACAUUGAUCUUGCCAUUAUUGGCGCCGGCUGGCAUGGCAUCACAAUGGCAAAGACAUAUCACGCGGUCUAUCCAAAUGCCUCGAUAAUGAUUCUCGAUUAUGCAACAACUCUCGGCGGAACCUGGGCUGAAGAUCGUAUCUACCCGACUCUCAAGACCAAUAACAUCUGGGGAUCUUAUGAGUUCAGCGACUUUCCCAUGUCUAGAGAGAAGUAUGGAGGUCAAGAUGAAAAGAACAUUCCUGGACGUGUGAUGCAUCAGUAUCUUUGUGAUGCAGCAAAAUAUUUUGACAUUGAGAAGUAUGUGCGGUUGGGGAGGAAGGUCGAGGAAGUGAGAUUGAGGGAUGGAGAUGGGGGGUGGGAAGUGAAUUGGAGAGGAGUAGAUGGCAAUGAAGAAGGAACGAUCGUGGCGCGGAGAUUGGUCCUGGCAACGGGAUUGACCAGCGAGCCGUUCGUACCAGAUUAUCCUGGACAGGAAAAGUUCAAGGGCCUAAUGAUACACUCGAAACAGCACACUGCUCGGGCUUCAGAGCUGGCUCGGGCCGAAAACGUCGUCAUAGUCGGCGGCAAUAAAUCAGGCUGGGACGUGGCAUACUCCGUCGCACGAUCAGGUGGCAAAGCACACAUGCUCAUGCGACCUUGCGGUGCCGGACCAAACUACGCGUGGCCACGUCUGUACAAGUUUCUAGGAAAGACUUCGUCGAUAGCAUCACUAUCUUUGACAAGAUUCUGGACACUCUUCGAUCCCUGGCCAUUCCAAAAAGACGGCACCCUUGGGACUAGCUGGCUGAGAACAUUCUUACACACAUACUGGCUCGGUCGCUGCAUCACAGCUUUGUUCUGGAAAUAUCUUCACUCUCGCAACAUAGCUUGCAAUGGUUUCAACAAAGAUCCUCAAGUCGGCCUCCUCGCACCCUGGAGUUCCCCAUACUGGAUGGGAGGAUCCCUAGGCACAUUGAACUACGACACAGACUUCUUCUCCGAAGUCAAGAAAGGCAACAUAAUCCCCUACCACGCCGAACUCCAAAGCAUCGAAUCCCACUCCGUCCACAUCUCACCCACCCCCCAAACCCUCUCCAACAUCGACGCAAUCGUCCUCUGCACCGGCUGGAAACCCGUCUCCCCCAUAAAAAUCUCCCCUCCAGACCUCCUCAAUUCCGAAUCCCUCGAAUCCAAAUCCCUCUCUACCCACCUCCGCCACAAGAUCCUCCAACACUGUCCUGACCUCGCCAACCCCCCUCGCCCUCACAUCCCCUCUCAGGAAGUUACAACCCCCCUCCGCCUCUACCGCUUCCUCGUCCCCCCAUCUCUAUAUGAUCUCCGCUCCUUCGCAGUCCUAGGUCUAAACUACACCCUCCAAACCCCCAUCGUCUCACAAACCCAAGCAUUAUGGAUCACGGCAUAUUUCUCCUCCCACCUCCAAUCCCAACGCCAAUCCCAAUCUUCCAUCCUUACUUCCACCCUCCUCCACACAACCUACGAAAUUCUCCGAAGACCGAAAUCGGGCAGUGGAUUUGGAGACAAACAUCCGGAUUUGGUGUUUGAUAGUUUGGGGUAUGUGGAUUUGUUGCUGGGGGAUUUGGGGGUGAGGAGGAAGAGGAAGGAGAGUUGGUGUCAAGAGUGGUUUGGGGUUUACGAUUUGAGGGAUUAUAGGGGACUUGUGGAGGAGUGG